CCUGCAUACAUCAAUCCCCCCUUCAAUACCCACCACUUCUACUCCGUGCUCGAGAUGACAAUGCCCCCGCCGAUUGCUCAUAACCUCAUGAAUGCGACGCGCGCGCUUCUUGUCGACCGGCUGGGGCGCGUGAAGAGGGAGGCGCUGACAUCGAAGGAUCUUGAAGUGCAAGCGUAUCUAUUCAAGGCUGCACUGUCUGAGCUACGGACGGAGACCACCAUGUUGACGCGAAAUGAAGCGGCGGCGGUACGGACGGCCACCACUGCGGUCAGGCGGGAGGUGGACGCUCUGGACGUCCGAAUGAGGGAAGACGUAGCCACCCUGAAGCAUGACAUUCAGAUGGAGCUGGAUAGCAGGAAAAAUGAGACCAAGGACGACCUCAAGCGGCUCGAUCUGCAGAUUGAGGAGGUACUGAGCAAAUCACUCGUAACGUUGUACGACCUACGUACAGAAAUGGAGGGCGUCCGCUGGGACAACUUGCGAAAUUCCGUCGCCGCCCUCAGUGGUUUCCUCGUCGUUAUCGUUUUGUCUAUGGAAUUGUUGGGAAUCCGCCAGCCUUCAACUAAAGCAAAGCCAAGUCCCCCA
Messenger RNA from Postia placenta MAD-698-R-SB12, 585 nucleotides. RefSeq lists its product as hypothetical. Lineage: Eukaryota; Fungi; Basidiomycota; Agaricomycetes; Polyporales; Adustoporiaceae. The transcript has 5 exons. The annotation marks the transcript as partial. Gene Ontology annotation, cellular component: mitochondrion. The record is from RefSeq and is a predicted model, not a curated record.